AUGACUCAGUGGAGGAUGUGGAGGAGGGUGCCGAGCACACAUUCCAGGAUAGGCAGGAGAUACUGCUGGAAAGUCAAGAACCGAAUCCGUUCAAAGAAGCUGGUGAUGAUCGAGGCAGUGGUGCAAGAAGCUGAAGUGAAGCUGGCAUCGUCCGAGCAGCACAUCGCCGAGCUCAAGGAUGUGGGUGUGAAACACCUAACUCUGGCAGCACCUCUGUUGAAUCGCAAGGAGGCGACGGUGAUUGCAGCUGCAUCAAAACUGUUCGCAAGAUACCGUACUCUGCAGGUACCAAUACUCCGCAUCAAAACCGAUCGAGCAAAAGAAUUUGUCUUUGAAGCGAUUCAGGGAGUGGACAACAGCAAGAGAUCUGGAGCAUUGCUUCACCGCUGGAGACGAACCCACCGGCAGAGAUUGAGGUGGUCGAGUGCUGAAGAAUGCAACACGGGUUCUCCUACAAUCUGCUGGAUUGCCCAUCCGGGAUUGGCCUACAGCACUUAG
Molecule: messenger RNA, 498 nt
Organism: Durusdinium trenchii
Lineage: Eukaryota; Dinophyceae; Suessiales; Symbiodiniaceae
Source: the annotation of a GenBank genome assembly